AUUCUCAUUCAUGCGUGUGCGUAAAUGUCAUCGUGUUUGCCGUUAUCUAAUCUGAGUCAGAAGUGUGAUAGGCUCAGGGGUCCAUUUUCUCCUACCUUUUAUCACUCAACGCUUGCACAUUCACAAACCCAUCUCAAGAUUACUACCACAAACAACUACGCUCCCUGUGCUUUCCAUCUUAAGCGAAUAUAUUCUUCUUCUGCUUUUCAUUUCAACCAGCGGAUACCACCCUGUCUUUGUUUCUUUGCAACUUCACAAAGAAAGAAGAUAAUUAAGAUAUGGAGAAGGCCGUUCUUGAUAGUAUAAUUAACAAGCUUCUUGAAGUUAGAGCAAAGCCAGGGAAGCAAGUGCAGUUAUCUGAGGAUGAAAUCAGGCAACUCUGUGUUGUCUCCAAGGGUAUUUUCCUGAGGCAGCCUAAUCUUUUGGAGCUUGAAGCUCCCAUCAAGAUAUGUGGGGAUAUCCAUGGCCAGUACACUGAUCUUCUGAGGCUUUUUGAAUAUGGUGGUUUACCUCCUCGUUCCAAUUACUUAUUCUUAGGUGAUUAUGUAGAUCGUGGAAAGCAAAGCCUAGAAACAAUUUGCCUUCUCCUUGCAUAUAAAAUAAAAUAUCCAGAAAACUUCUUCCUUCUGAGGGGCAACCAUGAAUGUGCUUCAAUAAAUCGUAUUUAUGGAUUUUAUGAUGAGUGUAAACGCAGAUUUAAUGUCAGACUUUGGAAAGUAUUCACAGAUUGCUUCAACUGCCUACCUGUGGCAGCUCUUAUUGAUGAAAAGAUACUCUGUAUGCAUGGUGGACUUUCUCCUGACUUGCAUAAGUUGGAUGAGAUAAGAAAUUUACCACGACCUACUGAGGUUCCAGAAAGUGGUUUGCUAUCUGAUCUCCUGUGGUCUGAUCCUGGUAAAGACAUUAAAGGUUGGGGGCCAAAUGAAAGAGGAGUUUCCUAUACCUUUGGUGCUGAUUUGGUGAAAGAGUUUCUUCAGAAGCAUGAUCUUGAUUUAAUUUGUCGCGCUCACCAGGUUGUGGAAGAUGGUUAUGAAUUUUUUGCUGAUAGGCAGAUGGUAACCAUAUUUUCAGCGCCUAAUUACUGUGGGGAGUUUGACAAUGCUGGUGCCAUGAUGAGUGUGGAUGAAACUCUAAUGUGUUCUUUUCAAAUAUUAAAGCCCCCAGAUAAGAAGCCAAAGUUCAGUUUUGGGAGCACAACCACUGUUAAGUCUGCUCCUCCAAUCAAAAUGAAGUGGUGACGGAUGAGAUAUCUGAAGAAGGCCAGAAAGUUAGAUCAUGGAAUAUUAACAAAGUAGUCAUCUAAGGAGUCCAAGAGUUUGUUCCCGUGAUGGGAAGAAUAUGCAUUGGCAGCUGUACUUAGUCAAGCUAAGGAGAAUCAAAAAUGUUACUCUGCCACCAGGAUUUUGGAAGCUAUAAUAUUUUGUUCUACUCUCUUCAUGUACAUUAUUGAUGCAAUGCAUAUAUUACUCUGUUGUUUCUCA
This is a messenger RNA of Mangifera indica (mango), 1481 nucleotides long. RefSeq names its product serine/threonine-protein phosphatase PP1-like. The record is from RefSeq and is a predicted model, not a curated record. Bases 279 to 1238 code for a protein of 319 amino acids. NCBI's taxonomy places the organism in Eukaryota, Viridiplantae, Streptophyta, Magnoliopsida, Sapindales, Anacardiaceae. The transcript is spliced from 5 exons. Gene Ontology annotation, molecular function: protein serine/threonine phosphatase activity. Gene Ontology annotation, cellular component: cytoplasm; nucleus.